Molecule: messenger RNA, 1372 nt
Organism: Rhododendron vialii
Lineage: Eukaryota; Viridiplantae; Streptophyta; Magnoliopsida; Ericales; Ericaceae
Product: mechanosensitive ion channel protein 1, mitochondrial-like
Exons: 6
Coding region: 205-1053 (282 amino acids)
Biological process (GO): transmembrane transport
Cellular component (GO): membrane
Source: RefSeq, a predicted model, not a curated record
CGGUAAGAGAGAGAGAAAAAUCUCAAUUUAAUUUCUUUUUACGCAAAAUUCCUGCUAACUUUGAUCAGAAUGAGUCAUUGUUAAACGAACAUAUGGCUGAUAGAUAUGUGUCUCUUUGAUUUAAAAAAAAAAAGAACAGGGCCGGCCUUCGCGAAACGCAAGGAUUGAACCAGCUAGCUGUUGGCACCCAAAGGAGUUUCCUCCAUGGCAAUGUCGACGAUGUUGCAAGAUAUCUGCACUUUCAUAUUCGCCGCUCCCUCUUCUUUUGCUGCCCGGGUGCUGGAGGAAAAUCCACACCUAAGAGAUGUUAUGGUUCCAGUUGGGUGCACCCUGACUGCUACUGUGGUAGCUUGGCUUGUAAUUCCCCUCAUUCUGAAGAGUUGUUAUAAUGAAUCCAUUGAAGGUACUCGGGUUACACCAUCGGCGCCAUUCCCAUAUGAGGCCUCAUACUGGGGUGCCCUUGAAGAUCCCCUCCGGUGCCUGAUCAGUUUCUUCGCAUUGUCCCUUGUCGGCUACUUGAUUGCUCCACUUAUUGUGUCAAACUACGUUCUCCCAACUUGGAAAGGGGCGAUGAUGGCUUCGUUUGUAUUGUUUCUCCAAAGGUGGAAACGAAGCGCCUUUCCCCAUGCUUUUGCUGUUAUGGUGAUAAACGAGGCUGACCGAAUUAAUUUGGCAAAACUUGAUACGUUGUUUUCAAAAGGUAUAUUUGGACUUGGACUGCUGGCAUUAGCCGCGGCAGCUGGAGUGUCGAUGCAAUAUAUCACGUGGAUUACCAUUGCAGGAGAGUGGGUUGUGCUUCUGGCUGAUAAGGACUCAAUUCAGAAUGUUCACAAUGGGUACUAUAUGCGGACUUCAAAGUUAGUUGAAGUUGGAGAUAUCGUGAAGAUGAGAUCCGGAGCAGAAGGUGAAGUGGUGAAAAUUGGAGUUACAAAAACCCUGUUUCUUGAUGCAAAGAGAUUGCCCUUCGUACUUCCAAAUAGAGAGCUCUAUUAUGUGAAAUCGGCGACAAGAGCUACUUAUUAUAGCCGCUCGAUCCAACCAAUGCGGAGUUGAUGCGCAAGACAAGGUUGUGGUAAUUAGUAAUUCUGCGUUACGAAAUGUCCAAAGGAUGACCAACCGAUCAAAUUAAUCCAAGUGAGACCAGUCAUGCGAAGAACAACUCGGACGACGCCACGGCUAGAGACUAGCUACGGCUGCGGCCGAGGAGAGAAAAAAAGCAGAAGAAGAGAGAGCUUCAACUGUUAUCAGUCCACGAGAGGCUAAUUAAUAUUCUAGGCUAGAAUUGGGGGAUUCAUGUUUCGUAGUAAGUAUUUGCGUGCUUUUUGUUUAUUUCCGGAUGUUUGGGUUAAAUGAAUAAAUGUUCUUAUCUGGA